AUACAUUUGUAAGAGCAAUUAGCUCGUUACAGAGAAAAAACAAACAAACACAAAAAAAAAAACAUGGCAGCUCAAGCCUCGGGUCUCUUUAGCUCCGCCGUGACAACCGCCGCUACCUCCGGCGUAAAAAAGCUCCACCUUUUCACGACAUCCCACCGUCCAAGAUCCCUCUCCUUCCCCAAAACCGCAAUCCGCGCCGAGAAAGCAGACUCCGCCGCCGCCGCCCCCGCCGCCGCCGUGAAAGAAGAAGCUCCGGUGGGAUUCACGCCGCCGCAGCUAGACCCGAACACGCCGUCUCCGAUCUUCGCGGGAAGCACGGGCGGUCUUCUCCGCAAGGCCCAGGUGGAGGAGUUCUACGUCAUCACGUGGAACUCGCCGAAGGAGCAGAUCUUUGAGAUGCCGACGGGAGGCGCGGCGAUCAUGAGGGAAGGUCCGAACUUGCUGAAGCUGGCGAGGAAAGAGCAGUGCUUGGCCUUGGGGACGAGGCUUAGGUCCAAGUACAAGAUUAACUACCAGUUCUACAGGGUGUUCCCUAACGGUGAGGUUCAGUAUCUUCAUCCUAAAGAUGGGGUUUAUCCGGAGAAGGCGAAUGCGGGAAGGGAAGGUGUUGGUCAGAACAUGAGAUCUAUUGGGAAAAAUGUUAGUCCCAUUGAAGUUAAGUUCACUGGGAAACAAAGUUAUGAUUUGUAAGUUGUGGAAACUUAAAAUGUGAAAAAAACAAAACUCAUGUGGAUGUGACUAUGUUUGGUUUUAAUUUUUAAUGGGGUUCAUCUUAAUAAUUUUCUCGUGUUAUAUUUUGUUGUUAUUGUUGUUAUGUGAAUUUUGGUGUGGUAAUUGUUAGUAAGUUUAUA
This is a messenger RNA of Brassica rapa (field mustard), 851 nucleotides long. RefSeq names its product photosystem I reaction center subunit II-1, chloroplastic. Gene Ontology annotation, biological process: photosynthesis. Gene Ontology annotation, cellular component: photosystem I reaction center; photosystem I. The record is from RefSeq and is a predicted model, not a curated record. Lineage: Eukaryota; Viridiplantae; Streptophyta; Magnoliopsida; Brassicales; Brassicaceae.